Messenger RNA from Knipowitschia caucasica, 762 nucleotides. Lineage: Eukaryota; Metazoa; Chordata; Actinopteri; Gobiiformes; Gobiidae. The record is from the annotation of a GenBank genome assembly.
AUGCCCAGCAAGUCAAUGCCAUCUGUCUGUUCACCUGCCCCUGCCUGCCUGCCUGCCUGCCCCUGCCUGCCUGCCUGCCUGCCCCUGCCUGCCUGCCCCUGCCUGCCUCUGCCUGCCUGCCGCUGCCUGCCCCUGCCUGCCCCUGCCUGCCUCUGCCUGCCUGCCCCUGCCUCUGCCUGCCUGCCUCUGCCUGCCCCUGCCUGCCCCUGCCUGCCUCUGCCUGCCCCUGCCUGCCCCUGCCUGCCUCUGCCUGCCCCUGCCCCUGCCUCUGCCUGCCUGCCUCUGCCUGCCCCUGCCUGCCCCUGCCUGCCUCUGCCUGCCUCUGCCUGCCUGCCCCUGCCUGCCUGCCCCUGCCUGCCUCUGCCUGCCUGCCGCUGCCUGCCCCUGCCUGCCUCUGCCUGCCUGCCCCUGCCUCUGCCUGCCUGCCUCUGCCUGCCCCUGCCUGCCCCUGCCUGCCUCUGCCUGCCUGCCUCUGCCUGCCUGCCGCUGCCUGCCCCUGCCUGCCUCUGCCUGCCUGCCCCUGCCUCUGCCUGCCUGCCUCUGCCUGCCCCUGCCUGCCCCUGCCUGCCUCUGCCUGCCUGCCUCUGCCUGCCUGCCUCUGCCUGCUUGCCUGCCUCUGCCUCUGUCCACAUCACACUCGAGAGGACGGCUGACCCCCAGGCUCCACAAUCAGGCACAAACAACUCGGACAAGAUGCUAAUGGUGCUGACUGCGGCUUUCUCCUCGUCCACGAUCCGGAAGCUUCCUGUUUCCAGGACCUAA